Lemur catta (Ring-tailed lemur) is the source of this 997-nucleotide messenger RNA. It is a transcript of the gene CLDN20, whose product is annotated as claudin 20. Gene Ontology annotation, cellular component: plasma membrane; bicellular tight junction. The record is from RefSeq and is a predicted model, not a curated record. NCBI's taxonomy places the organism in Eukaryota, Metazoa, Chordata, Mammalia, Primates, Lemuridae. The coding region runs from base 215 to 874 and encodes 219 amino acids. Gene Ontology annotation, molecular function: structural molecule activity. Gene Ontology annotation, biological process: cell adhesion; bicellular tight junction assembly. The transcript is spliced from 2 exons.
ACAGAGAAAGAUGAGCGCCCUGGGGGUGCCCGGUUCCCCUAAGUGCCUACACCAAGCGAAUGACAGUCCUCUUUGAACAUCAUAGGCCUUGACGUUAUGACUUCCCCAGCCUUUGUUAUUUGGUUUUCUACUGCACGGAAAUAGCUACAAUUUUGACUAAGAGCCAUCAUAAUUAGGCAUCAGGAUUUUCCAGGACAGAGUUAACAGUAACAUCAUGGCCUCAGCAGGUCUCCAGCUCCUUGCUUUCAUCUUGGCCUUAUCCGGGGUCUCUGGAGUGCUCACAGCCACGCUGCUGCCUAACUGGAAAGUGAAUGUGGAUGUGGGCUCCAACAUCAUAACAGCCAUCGUGCAGCUGCAUGGGCUCUGGAUGGACUGCACGUGGUACAGCACUGGGAUGUUCAGCUGCACCCUGAAACACUCCAUUCUGUCCCUUCCCAUCCAUGUGCAGGCUGCGAGGGCCACGAUGGUCCUGGCAUGUGUUCUGUCUGCUUUGGGGAUCUGUACUUCCACAGUAGGAAUGAAAUGUACUCGCUUAGGAGGAGACAGAGAAACCAAGAGCCAUGCUUCCUUUGCUGGAGGAGUCUGUUUCGUGUCUGCAGGAAUCUCUGGUUUGAUCCCAACAGUGUGGUACACAAAGGAGAUCAUAGCAAACUUUGUGGAUCUGACAGUUCCAGAAAGCAACAAACACGAACCUGGAGGAGCUAUCUAUAUAGGAUUCAUUUCAGCAGUGCUGCUGUUUAUCUCUGGCAUGAUUUUUUGCACUUCCUGUACAAAAAAGAAUCCAGAAGCUUGGCUCUAUCCACCCAGUCAGGAGCAUAUCUCUACCACACAGCUAGAGAACAACUCAGCAUACAACCUGAAGGAUUAUGUGUAAAUAACUACAUAAUGCAUACAGAAUGAAGCUUUGUGGUGCCUACCCUACUAGGACUUUUAGAUUGGUUUUAUUAUAAAUCAAGUGUUGGAUUUUGUCAAAUAAUUUUUCUUCAUCUAUUUAUAU